AUGCAGCGAUUACUUACAGGUAUUACAAUUUUCUUAUUGGGUAUUCUAAACUUUUAUUCAACUGAUGGUAUUCGUUGCUAUGUAUGCAAUACAGUGACCAAUCGUGGUUGUGGUUCAAAACUCGAUUUAACCAAAUUGAAUGCUACUAAUACUGCCUAUAUAGUUGAGAUCAAUUCGACACAACAAUGUUCUGUAUGUAAUAUUUCUUCUUAUCCGAUUAGUAUUAAAAAACGUUUUUUUUCUUGCCAGAAACGUAAGAUCAGUAAUAUCUAUCUCCGAGGUUAUAGUGUUGUAACUGCUUGUCCGAAUGGUGGUAAUCAUUGUAAUAGCAGUAAAAUUGCUGAUCUUACCAUAGCUAAUUGUUGUUGUAAUACAGAUUUAUGUAAUGGUGUCUCAUUGAUUCAACUACAAUAUUAUCUUCUUAUUCCUACUAUUUGUGUGUUCAUUAUUAUUAAGAAAAUAUUUACUGUAUAA
Molecule: messenger RNA, 474 nt
Organism: Adineta steineri
Lineage: Eukaryota; Metazoa; Rotifera; Eurotatoria; Adinetida; Adinetidae
Source: the annotation of a GenBank genome assembly